GAAAUUGAUCGAUACGAAUAUGAAUAGUGAAAACGAAGUCAACGAAGCGAACGGACACAAUGGCCUGGGCGGUAAAGCACUCAGGGCAGGCGAAAACACCCCUGGGGAUGCCAUGCAGGUGUCUGAUGGAAUUCAUGGGUCUGGAGAUGGGCACAAACCGGACAGAUUUAACCCGCAGCUGCCGCAGGAUCCCUCUGAUGAUGACUCUGACGACUCGGAGUCCGGAGAGGACGAUCAGAGUACCGACAGCGAAGAAGAGGACAGUGACGACUCCAGCGAGGUAGAGGUUCAGUCCAAAAGCCACUUUGACGAGUUCUUCGAAGGCAACGCCCUAUUCACGUGCAAUGAACUCCUGGAAUAUCCACUUUUCACGCCGCAUUUCAUGUACCUGGAGUACCAGCAGACCUUCCUGGAGAUCCGGAAGCUGGUCGAGGAGGUGCCCAACGAGUUCAAAUACGAGAUAUCCGCGUUGCUGUACCCUAUGCUGGUGCUGGGUUACCUGCAAAUGGUGGUCGGCGGCGACCACAAGAUGGCCAAGCGCUUUCUGGAGGAGAACGAGGACUGCUUGGAGGAUAUUUACGACCGGAGCAUCGCCAAGCUGAGGCGUAUCCGCAGGCCCCAACAGGUGCCAGGCAGGGCCCUGGAGCUGCUCUUGCGCCGCGACUUGGUUCGCAUUGAAAUGCCACAGGCAGCCUCGAUCAAGUUCAGCGAGUACAGGGCAAAGUGGCCGCUGGACCAACAGAACGUGUUUAUAGGCCACAUCGCCAUCGACGACCUCGAGACCGCGCCACAGGAGCGUCUGUCCCUGCGUCGUCCCCCACUGGAGGUAAUCCGCUGGGCCGACCUGACGCACUCGUCCAGGAGGAGUCUGCACCUGCAGCCGUGCGACCAGCAACUGAGCUCGUGCUUCCUGAGGCCGCCCCUGCUCAACGAGUCGGAGGAGGUUAUUUGCGCGGUCCUCUUCAAGGACGGCUGCUGGGCGGCCAUUGCCAUUGACUACUUCGCGAUCCGCCUCGUCGAGGUGAAGCUGACCGAGUCCGUGACGGUGCUGAGCGUCCUCACCGGGCACAGUGGGAAGAUCGUCACCGGAGACUUCUCCCCGGACAGACGCUUCCUGGUCACCUGCUCCCAGGACGGCACCAUUCGCCUGUGGUGCCUGGUGCUCCAAAUGUGCGCGGGGAUCUACACGCAGCAGAGCCCCGUCCGCAGCGUCGUGUUCGCGCCGGUGACCGACUACUUUGCCGCUGCCUGCGAGGACGGCCUGGCACGGGUCUGGAUUAAGAGCUGCGACGAGCCCAUCCUCCGGAUCUGCGGCCACCUGGCGGAGCUGGAGGUUUGUCUCUACCACCCGAACUCCCGGUACCUGGCCACCGGCUCAGCCGACCUCACGGUCCGCAUGUGGGACGUGGCCAGCAGGGGAGAGCAGGUGCGCCUCUUCUUCGGCCACAAGGCGCCCAUUAGCGCGCUGGCCUUCUCCCGGAGCGGCCGCUACUUGAUCUCCGGCGGCCUCGACCACAUGUUCAUCAUCUGGGACACGACCGACGAGCGCCCUAUCCGGAGCCUGUCCUACCACAGUGCACCGAUCAGCACGAUCGACAUCGCCCUGGACGACAGCCGCCUGGCGGUGGGCUGCCGCGGCACCUACCUGAGCAUCUGGCACUUCGAGAACAUCCUCAAGCCGCACGAGCACCGUGAACGCAUACUGAUCCUCUCGCAUCCCAACGAGGCCGGACCCAUCCUCCAGUCCCGCUUCGUGAGUCUCGGCCUCCUGAUCUCCAUCUGCGGUCGUCAGCCAAGGACCAGAGCCCCCAUAAACAGAGCCAGGAAGUAG
Drosophila persimilis is the source of this 1831-nucleotide messenger RNA. Its product is annotated as transcription initiation factor TFIID subunit 5. The transcript has 2 exons. The record is from RefSeq and is a predicted model, not a curated record. Gene Ontology annotation, molecular function: protein binding; RNA polymerase II general transcription initiation factor activity. Lineage: Eukaryota; Metazoa; Arthropoda; Insecta; Diptera; Drosophilidae. Bases 20 to 1831 code for a protein of 603 amino acids.